UUUUCUAUCAGAAAAACAAAACAUUCGUAGGAGGUUUUCAGUUGGAGUGACCCACUGGAGUUGCUUCGGAAGCUUCGUCGUUUAACCGGACGGUUUUAUCCGAGCUUGUUUGGGACUAUGCUCAACGCGGCCGCAGCGGAGAGGAACAAGGAGCCCAUCCUGGCGGUGCUCCAGGACAGCGUGAACACCGGGAGACCCCUGCAGGCGCUGGAGAUCUCCUCCGGUACCGGGCAGCACGUCACACACUUUGCUCAGGCCCUGCGGAAUAUAACCUGGCAGCCUUCAGAGUAUGACCGUCAGUCUCUAGCCAGUAUAGAAGCAUACAGAGCACACUACAGGCUGAAUAAUGUGAAGCCUGUUAUCCACCUGGAUGCUUCUCUGCCCUAUGAGUACUGGGGAGGCAUCCAAGCCGAGAGCCUCGACCUGGUCGUCAACAUCAACAUGAUCCACAUUUCUCCAAUAGCUUGCACAGAGGGUUUAUUCAAAGGAGCUGGAGCAGUGCUAAAGCCACAAGGUCUUCUGCUGACAUAUGGCCCCUACGCAGUGAAUGGUCACAUCACCCCACAAAGCAAUGUUGACUUUGACUACAGCCUACGGCAAAGAAACCCAGAGUGGGGCCUCCGGGAUAUCUCCUUCCUCAGGUCUAUAGCAGAAAGAAAUGGUUUAUUCCUGGAGAAAAUGGUGGACAUGCCGGCAAACAACAAGUGUCUUCUGUUCAGGAAGGAGAGUUUGGUGUGAAGUGUCCUGUCAUUCCCUAUUCUGGAUUCAGGACUGGAGCAGGAUUACCAAACGCCUUAACUUCAAGUGGAAGUAUUGCCAAAUUUUCUAGGACUGUUAAUGCACCAUGUUUCCCCAUAUUCUAAAAUACAGUGUGUUAUCAAAAUGAAACAACUUGAUCUGAAUGUAACAUGAGCUACACUCUUCUGUGCUCUACACGAACGUUAAAUCAUAGAGUUCAGUUUUUUGUUCCCUGUGCAUAAGUCCAUGCAGAUCCAGCCACCUACUCUUUUUUUCCCUUAUUCAUUUUUUAGAGGCUGUCAGAAAACUAACGUGGGAGAAGUGCUUUGGAGAGGAAGAUAUUGAACAUAGAAUGCACUGGAAAUUUCACUUUGAAAGCACACAAACUGUAACAAUAAAAACAAUGGAAUGCCAGUGUAAAUGGUGGUGUGAAGAAUUUAAAUAGUCCAGUGUACAAUAAACACAACGUACUACAACAAAAACAUAAUAAAAAACAAUAAUAUAAACAAAGGUGUCUUUCUUUAGUAUCACAAGUUAUGCAGUAUACAAGCUCACCCACUUGUAUGGCUCCUAUUAUAACAACUACUAUUUUUCAGAAUAAAAACAUUGAAAAUACAUUAAAAAAUACAUAUUUGGGGUUGUUCCUUUUACAUAAAAAAAGCACUGUAUCAGGAGUGAUAUGUUUAAGAAUUCAUAGUGACCAAGCUCAGUGACUAAGAAAAACUACAUUUAAAAAAAAUAAUAAUAAUGUGCAUUCCAUGAAAUUCUAGUACAACUUUUACCCCUAAUGGAAUCUAGAGGUGUCCAACUUUGGCUAACUUACCCAUAGAAUUAUGAGUUAUUACCAUUUACCCAGGGUACCUCCUAUAUAACUUUUAGAACAAUGUCAAAUUUAUAUCUUUAGUAAGUUACCAGUGAGCAAAACACAUGCAGGAGUGACAACUGAAGUUUACUUUCUUACAUAAUUACACUGCUGAAUUCCUGCAG
Sphaeramia orbicularis (orbiculate cardinalfish) is the source of this 1725-nucleotide messenger RNA. It is a transcript of the gene mettl26, whose product is annotated as methyltransferase like 26. The transcript is spliced from 6 exons. The coding region runs from base 118 to 738 and encodes 206 amino acids. NCBI's taxonomy places the organism in Eukaryota, Metazoa, Chordata, Actinopteri, Kurtiformes, Apogonidae. The record is from RefSeq and is a predicted model, not a curated record.